ACAGACUUUGGUUUUAGCACAUUUUCUUACAGCGGCUGUGAUUGGUUACCUCAUAGAACAACAUGGCGGCGUCCAGGGGAAAACUGCUCGAAUUCAUGAUGCUCGUCGGACAGCUAAAAAGAGUCCCUCGGACAGGCUGGGUCCUGCGGGGUGUCCAGAACGUGGAGAGUGUAGCUGACCACAUGUACAGGAUGGCCAUCAUGGCAUUUUUACUGGAUGGGGAGGGAGGCCUCAACAGGGACAAGUGCAUCAAGAUAGCCCUUGUCCAUGACAUGGCAGAGAGCAUUGUGGGAGACAUUGCUCCAGCUGAUGGCAUCAGUAAAGAGGAGAAGCACAGGAGGGAGAAGGAAGCCAUGCUGCACCUGUCUGGUAUGGUAGGAGGGGAGGUAGGGAAGGAACUCUACAGUCUAUGGGAGGAAUAUGAGAUGGAGUCCACAGCAGAAGCUAAAGCAGUAAAGGAUCUGGACAAGUUUGACAUGGUCCUGCAAGCCUUCGAGUAUGAGACACUGCAGAAUCGGCCUGGACAACUUCAAGACUUCUUCAACUCUACAAGAGGAAAGUUCAAUUAUCCAUCUGUGCAGUCUUGGGUGGAAGACCUGAACAGACUGCGAGACAACGAUGACGCUGAUAACCCGUUAACCAGAAUUGUUAACCCAUCAACCAAGAGGGACCCCUCAUCAUCCAGCAGUGAUGCUCAGGAUAAAACCAGUUCCAGAUAAUGCUUAUGAUAUUUCAUAGCAUUCCUCACUGUCCUAGGAAAAAAAUGUUGUGUUUCCUGUUUCCCUACCCACCCUAGAAAAACAUGCUGACCCUAGACUUCUAAGGGGGUGGGCAGUGGAGUCACAUAGCUUCCAGUUAGAAUUUUUAUUCAGCUUGCUUCCUAUUGAAGUAAAAACACUGCCUGUCCUAUCCGAUGAAGGAUAAUUGUAUCUAUUAUGCACAAAAUUAAAGUUUGACAUUGAAAGGC
Branchiostoma floridae (Florida lancelet) is the source of this 967-nucleotide messenger RNA. RefSeq names its product 5'-deoxynucleotidase HDDC2-like. The record is from RefSeq and is a predicted model, not a curated record. Gene Ontology annotation, molecular function: 5'-deoxynucleotidase activity. NCBI's taxonomy places the organism in Eukaryota, Metazoa, Chordata, Leptocardii, Amphioxiformes, Branchiostomatidae. The transcript has 6 exons. Gene Ontology annotation, cellular component: cytoplasm. The coding region runs from base 63 to 719 and encodes 218 amino acids.